Messenger RNA from Ipomoea triloba (trilobed morning glory), 1824 nucleotides. Its product is annotated as UPF0496 protein At4g34320-like. The coding region runs from base 523 to 1644 and encodes 373 amino acids. Lineage: Eukaryota; Viridiplantae; Streptophyta; Magnoliopsida; Solanales; Convolvulaceae. The record is from RefSeq and is a predicted model, not a curated record. The transcript is spliced from 2 exons.
UUUCUCUCUCUAUGACUAUUUCAUCCUUCUAGGCUGUAGCUUGUAUAGUUGUAUGUAUGUGUGUGUAUGUAUGGUCUAAGAGAGAGAGAGAGGUUGCUUCCCGCGUUUUCCAUCUCCAAUCUUGAAUUAACUUCAUGCGUGCAAGCUAUUCGUAUAAAUCUCCAAACCCACAUUUUCUUCUUGCUCCUUAAAACGUUUUUACUUCUCUCUAAGCUUCUCCCUUCCUCACCCUCAAUCGUUUUCUCUCUGCAAUUCCCUUUAUAUCUCGUGUCACUUUCCUGAUAUUUUCCCAGAUUUUUCUUCAUAUCGCUCUCCAAUCCUUUUCUUACUUGUAUUUAUAUGCGUUUCUGAACCUUGAAAGAGACAUUCUGUAUCUAUCUGCUUCAAUUUAGUCUGUGAAGUUUGGUUUGGAUCUCUUCUGUCCUUCUGUUUCAUGGUGUUGCCUAUUUUACAACCUUAAGUUUAUCCAAUUAUAAAUCAUUCCGCGCUAAUUUAGAGAUUAAAAGAAAAGAAAUUGGAAUUAUGGGAGGGCAGAGUAGCAAGAAGCCUGCUGAAACAUCCACCUCUGGAAUUAACAAUCUGCAGUACAGAACAGAAAUGAUCAACUCAUAUGAAGCUGCUUGCAGGGUUGAUGUAGAUUUGCAUAAUUUUGAUUCAACUCUCCAAGUAAGAACCAACCAUGUCCUCAGUGCCCUUGCUGGAGGUGUUGAGGUCAGGGCGUUAUCCUUUGAUUCCUUAAAGGAAGUAACAGGAUGUCUGCUAGACAUGAAUCAAGAAGUGGUUAAGGUGAUCUUGGAAUGCAAGAAGGACAUCUGGAAAAACCAAGAACUCUUUGAGCUGGUUGAGGAGUACUUUGAGAACAGCCUGAAAACACUGGACUUCUGCGUCGAAUUGGAGAAGUGCCUGAAGCGAGCUCGCGAUAGGCAGCUGCUGAUCCAUGUUGCGCUCCAGGAAUUCGAGGCAGAGACUGGGGUUGAAGGGAAUAGCUAUGCCAGAACCCUGGAGGAGCUGCAGAACUUCAGAGAAGCUGGGGACCCUUUCACCGAAGAGUUCUUCCAGAUCUUCCAAUCCGUUUAUAUGCACCAAAUGCUAAUGCUCGAGAGGCUGCAAUCACGAAAGAACAAACUCGACAAGAAGCUCAAGUACAUCCACGCCUGGAGAAAAGUCUCCAGCAUCAUCUUUGCUGCAGCAUUUGCAGCUGUUCUGAUCUGUGCAGUGGUGGCUGCUGCCGUGGCUGCACCGCCUGUUGCAGGCGCGCUGGCAGCCGCCUCUUCGGUCCCCAUCGGCUCAAUGGGUAAGUGGAUCGACUCGCUUCUCAAGAACUAUGAAAUCGCCAUCAAAGGGCAGAAGGAAAUUAUCAACUCCAUGCAAGUGGGCAGUUAUGUGAGCAUCAAAGACUUGGACACCAUAAGGGUGCUGAUUGAUAGGCUGGAAGUAGAGAUAAAGUCCCUCCUGGAAAACGCAGAUUUCGCCAUUAACCACGAAGGGGCAGUCAAGAUUGCCAUCGAAGAGAUCAAGAAGAAGCUGGAUAUUUUCAUGAAGAAUGUUGAAGAUUUAGGGGUGCAGGCUGAUGUGUGUAGCAGGGAUAUUCGCAGAGCCAGGACUGUCAUACUGCAAAGGAUCAUCAAACACCCCAACCAUUAAGGAUUCUUGCUGGAUACCUCAACCUCUCAAACUAAACUAAACUAAACUAAACUAUGGUCCUCAUAGCUUGUUUCAUGAAGAAUAAUAAAAGGAUAUUGAAUUCAUUGAUUUGUAAUCUGUAAAGUAUAAUGUUCAUCUUUCCUGAACUAAUUUAUUAACAUGGAAUUUGAUUUAGAUAUU